Molecule: messenger RNA, 2098 nt
Organism: Sorghum bicolor (sorghum)
Lineage: Eukaryota; Viridiplantae; Streptophyta; Magnoliopsida; Poales; Poaceae
Product: tRNA(His) guanylyltransferase 1
Exons: 14
Coding region: 402-1958 (518 amino acids)
Biological process (GO): tRNA modification
Molecular function (GO): magnesium ion binding; tRNA guanylyltransferase activity
Source: RefSeq, a predicted model, not a curated record
UCACGUUCACAGGCCCAUAUCUCUUCUACCUCCUCCCCAAGCCGCCGGCGGCGGCCUUCGAUUUGCAGGCAGCCAAGGUACGCCGCCGGAAUUCACCUCUGCGCGCGAGGGGUGCAGGGCACCUUUACGUCGCUGGGAGCCCCGCGCUUCGGUUCGCCUCCCCCGCACUCCCGGCUUCCCAGCUCCCACCACAGCACAUCCUGCUCGUUCCCCCUCCCCACGCGCCACGCCUACGCACGCCGCCGCCCCCUCCGACGCGCUAGUUCGCUAGUUCCAUCGGUUCAGUGGGCACUCCGAAGCCUCGGUUCGGUGCCUUCUCUGCUACUUUCCCACCUGAAGCUUAGCUCUAGGAACAGCCGAACAAGGCGUGUCUAGUUGUGUACAUUUGGGGGGAGGGAGUGAUGGCCAACAGCGAGUAUGAGUACGUGAAGAGGGAGUUCGAGUUUGAUCGCUGCCUCUCGCCCUCUAACUGGAUCGUUGUCCGCAUCGACGGCUGCCACUUCCACAGGUUCUCCAAGAUUCACGCCUUUGAGAAACCGAACGAUGAGAACGCUCUAAGAUUAAUGAAUGCUUGUGCCACUGCUGUGCUUGAGAAAUUCCCUGACAUAGUCUUUGCUUAUGGUGUUAGUGAUGAGUACAGUUUCAUUUUUAGAGAGGAAACAGAGUUCUAUCACCGGCGAGAAAGCAAAAUUCUCUCUUUAUGUGUUUCCUACUUCACUUCUGUGUACGUAAUGAAGUGGAAAGACUUCUUUCCUAACAAAGAGCUGAAGGAGCCACCAUAUUUUGAUGCUCGAGCUGUAUGUUACCCAAAUUUGAAGACUAUUCGUGAUUAUUUGGCUUGGAGACAAGUGGACUGUCAUAUAAAUAAUCAGUACAAUACCUGCUUCUGGAUGUUGGUGAAGUCUGGAAAAAGUGAACAAGAGGCUCAGCUAGCUUUGAAGGGAACAUUUGCAAAGGACAAGAAUGAGCUGCUUGCUCAACAAUUCCAAAUAAACUAUGAUGAUGAACCGCCUAUGUUCCGCAAAGGAUCUAGUGUUUACCGAGAAAAGGUAGAAACAACUGUGAAGAUUGAUGACUAUGGGGAACCCAUAAAAAGACCAAGAUUGCAAGUUACAGUGGCGCAUGUUGAUAUCAUAGGGCCUGAGUUUUGGGAAAACCAUCAACACAUUCUUCGAGAAGGAAAAAUUCUGCAUUGGUUUGUAAAGAAAUCUGUCAUCAAUCACAUCUUUUCGCCUUGUAAUUGGAUCGUUGUUCGCAUCAAUGGUUGCCAAUUUGAUCAAUUCUCAACAAUUCAUUCAUUUGACAAGCCAAAUGAUGAGACUGCACUAAGGCUGAUGAAUGAAUCUGCAUCUUUGAUGAUGGAGCAAUACCCUGACAUCGUCUUUGCCUAUGGUUUUAGCAAUGAGUAUAGUUUUGUGUUCCAUGAGAAGAGUGAGCUAUAUCAGAGACAGGAAAGCCUAAUCCUUUCAUCGUGUUCUUCAUAUUUCACUUCUCUUUACAUGAUGAAAUGGAAAGAGUUCUCCCCCCACAAAGAAUUAAUGCAGACACCACGCUUUGAGGCAGAAGCUCUAUGUUAUCCAAAACUGAAGAUCGUAUGUGAAUACUUGUCAUGGAGGCAAGCAGAGUGUCAUGCUGGCAACCAAUACAAUACAUGCUUUUGGAUGCUAGUGAAUUCUGGAAAAAGCGAAAAAGAAGCUCAUGAGAUAUUGAAGGGAACAUUGUCUAAAGAUAAAAAUGAGUUGCUUUUUCAGCAAUUCCAAAUGAACUACAACAAUGAACUUGCUAUAUUCCGAAAGGGUUCAUGUAUUUAUCGGCAAAAGGUGGAAGAACUUGCAGGAGCUGAAGACGGUGACAACGACACAACAAGAGAGCGGUGGCAUGUGAAAGUGGACCAUGUUGACCUAGGACCCGGGUUCUGGCGAAAGCACCCUUGGAUAAUGACUAGUUGCAGUCGGUAGUUCCCACUGAAUCCAUGAUUCUUAUCAACACCACUUAGGUAUCUAGAUUCCCUGAGAACGUUGUUGUACUUGUGUAUGUAACUCUUGUUCACACAGGUCUAGAAAAGAAAUAUAGUUGUUUGUUCACUGUUCAAGCCUUC